Molecule: messenger RNA, 942 nt
Organism: Neltuma alba
Lineage: Eukaryota; Viridiplantae; Streptophyta; Magnoliopsida; Fabales; Fabaceae
Exons: 1
Coding region: 224-682 (152 amino acids)
Source: RefSeq, a predicted model, not a curated record
UGACAAAUACACGCAAUCACGCCAAUCGCAUUCAAUCACCAGCAUCGCAUUCCCACUAGCUGCGUCUCUUGGAUUCUUCUUCCAUUGAAAUUUCCUCCUCCUCCUCUUCUGUUUCACGAUAUAUUCUCUGUUUUCCCCCAAUAUAAGGCCUUGUACUUAAUUGUGAAACCCAUCUCAGCGAAAUUCCUCAAGCCUCAAAUAAGCUCUUCUUAGCUUUGCGUCAAUGGCCACACGGCUGAUCGCAACCCACAGAGACAACGCUGAGAUUUACCAUGGCGAAGAUCUCUGCAAGCAUAAGUCGCGCGAGCUGCUGGAUGAGAUUUGCCUGCCCAAAGGAUUGCUCCCCUUGGACGACAUCAUCGAGGUGGGUCACAAUCGCUCCACUGGCUUCGUCUGGCUCAAGCAGAAGCAGAGGAAGGAGCACAGGUUUGAGGCCAUUCGACGCACCGUUUCGUACGAGUGCGAGGUCACCGCCUUCGUCGAGAAGCACCGGAUGAGAAAGGUGACUGGGGUGAAGAGCAAGGAGCUGUUCUUUUGGGUCACUAUCUCCGAUAUCUUCAUAGACGAUCCUGAUUCCGCUAAGAUUACCUUCGCUAACACCAGCGGCAUCUCCAGAUCCUUUCCUGUUUCGGCUUUUCAACUCCAAGAAGAAGAACAAGAGGAGAGGGAUGGUAACCAGUAAGGCAAGAAGAAUUACCCCAAAAACUUGGGCUCGUUCCAUCAGAUGGAAUAAUUCAAUCCAAAUAAAAAUGUAAUUUAAGGAUUUUAUUUUAUUUGAUCUUUUUAUUCAAUUUCCAGUAAUAUACGACUGCUUGAAACAGCAAAUCUUGCCCAAGUAAUCGAGUUUGCCUUGUAUAGAAUUUGUGCUGUGACAUACUAAUUAUACUAAUCGUGAUUUAUAAAUAAUCUCUUCUGUAUAUUGAUGGAUUGAUACUGAUGAUA